Messenger RNA from Phoenix dactylifera (date palm), 2489 nucleotides. NCBI's taxonomy places the organism in Eukaryota, Viridiplantae, Streptophyta, Magnoliopsida, Arecales, Arecaceae. The record is from RefSeq and is a predicted model, not a curated record.
AUGGGUUCGUGGAUAGAGAUCCUUGGUUAUGGAGGCACGGUGGAGGAGGGUGUGGAGGACUCCCAUCAAUGGCCACGAAGCCAUUUUUUCCUUCUUUAUACGCUUUUAGUUGCAUCCUUUCUGAUAUGUUGUCAUUGCACUGAGGAAAGAAAGGUCCACAUUGUGUACAUGGGGGAAAAGCCUAAGGGUGGGUUUGCUGCCAAGUCAAUGCAUCACUCCAUCCUAGAAGCUGCCCUCGGAAGUUCUUCUGGUGCCAAAGAGUCUCUUGUGUACAGUUAUGGGAGAAGCUUCAAUGGAUUUGCUGCUAGGUUGACUGACAAAGAAGCUACAAGGAUUCAGGAGAUGGAUGGAGUGGUCUCUGUUCUUCCAAAUACCAUAAUCAAGCUUCAUACCACGAAGUCAUGGGAUUUCAUGGGUCUUACGCUUGGUGGAACUGUACGCUUUCCUAGUGAAGGAGAUGUCAUCGUUGGACUGCUUGACACAGGAAUUUGGCCGGAGUCUGAUAGUUUCAGUGAUAAGGACAUGGGUCCCCCACCUGCCAAAUGGAAAGGGAUCUGUCAAGGCUCAAACUUCACUUGCAACAACAAGAUCAUUGGAGGAAGGUACUACAAUAGUGAAGGUAUCUACGCCAGCACGGACUUCAAAUCCCCGAGAGACUCUGAGGGACAUGGCACACACACUUCCUCCACUGCUGCAGGAGCACUGGUGCCCGACACUAGCUACUUUGGCCUGGCAUUUGGCACUGCAAGAGGUGGAGUACCAAAAGCAAGGAUUGCAAUGUACAAAGUGUGCUGGAGCUUUGGAUGUGCAUCAGCUGACAUCUUGGCUGCAUUUGAUGAUGCCAUUGCUGAUGGAGUUGACAUACUGUCCGUCUCCCUCGGAGGACCCCCUCGUCCUUUCUUCGAUGAUCCCAUAGCCAUCGGGUCGUUCCAUGCGAUGAAGAAUGGCAUCUUAACAGCCAAUUCUGCAGGCAAUUCUGGUCCUGACCCACGAACAGUGUCUAAUGUCGCUCCUUGGACAAUCACUGUUGCCGCGAGCUCCAUCGACAGGAAAUUUAUAGCCAAAGUUGCCCUCGGCAAUGGGCAGAUCUUCAUUGGAAACUCCAUUAAUCGAUUCGCGCUCGUGGGCACAUAUUCAUUGAUAUAUGGGGGAGGUGCUCCAAACAUCUCAGCAGGUGCAUCAGGUGAUAUCUCCAAGUAUUGCUUUCCUGGUAGUCUGAAUUCCUACAAAACAGAGCACAAGAUAGUGCUUUGCGACAGCAUUUCGGAUGGUUCUGGUGUCUUGAUGGCCCAUGGUCUUGGAGUCAUCAUGAGCGACUCGGAGUACUCCGACUUGGCCUUCUCUUACCCAUUACCUGCAACUGUGAUCAGCGUAGAAGAUGGUGCGCAAAUAUUGGCAUACAUCCAGUCCACUAGCAAUCCUUUUGCAACAAUCUUGAGGGGCGAGACAAUUGAAGAUGUCAUGGCUCCAACUGUGGUCUCGUUCUCAUCUAGAGGACCCAAUACAGUCGUCCCCGACAUGCUCAAGCCCGAUCUGACUGCACCUGGCGUAGAUAUUCUCGCUGCCUGGUCUCCGGUGGCGCCACCUUCGGUCUCCGAAGACGACCCACUGAGAGUGAAGUAUAAUGUGAUCUCCGGCACGUCCAUGUCUUGUCCUCACGUUAGCGGCGCUGCUGCCUACAUCAAAUCGGCACACCCCGGGUGGUCGCCUGCUGCCAUCAAGUCUGCUCUCAUGACAACUGCGACUGUCAUGGAUCCAAGGAAGAACGCAGAUGCCGAGUUUGCCUACGGCGCAGGCCAGAUCGACCCGAGACAGGCUCUGACUCCAGGAUUGAUCUUUGAUGCAUCCGAGAAAGAUUACGUCGACUUCCUCUGCAAGCAGGGCUACAACACGAGCACUCUUAGGCUGGUCACCGGUGACUCGAGCACUUGCCCGAACACCACCACCAUCGGGAAUGCAUGGGGCCUCAACUACCCAUCCUUUGCGCUAUCUGUGAUUGAUGGGCAGAGAAUUCUAGGGGUCUUUCCUCGGACGGUGACCAACGUGGGAGCGCCGAACUCGACGUACUACGCCUCUUGGGCUGCGCCAUAUCCUUUGACGGUCAGCGUCACCCCUUCGGUCCUUUCCUUCUCUUCUGUUGGGGAGACGAAGUCCUUUACCGUUACGGUCCGUGGUGGAGCUAUAUCGCAGCAAUUCAUUUCUGGGUACAUCGUAUGGAGGGAUGCGACGCAUACCGUGAGGAUGCCGCUCGUGGUGUACACAACGCUUCCUCCUGAUGAUGAUGAACCGAUGGCUGCUCGCGUGCGACGAUCGUUUGACGGCUCCUCCAGGCACCACAAUAAUGGGAUCCUUGGUGCCAAUUAAUUAAUUGACAACAUCCCUACUGUUACUUCUCUGCUUAAUAUCAUCUGUGGUCAGUAAUAAGAUUGCCUGUGAUAGUGCCACUGGCAACAGAGAGUGAAUCUAUUCUGCAAUUGUUCAGUUGCAUG